Molecule: messenger RNA, 462 nt
Organism: Necator americanus (New World hookworm)
Lineage: Eukaryota; Metazoa; Nematoda; Chromadorea; Rhabditida; Ancylostomatidae
Exons: 1
Coding region: 1-462 (153 amino acids)
Source: RefSeq, a predicted model, not a curated record
AUGUCCGGAAUAGGCGGACAUAUUGAGAGCUUCAAAAGUCAUAUAGUACAUAUGAGAAUUGGUACGGCCUACGGUGAAGUGAUUGACAUGAGAAUUCAGACUAAACCCGUGAUCACAAACGGAUUUCCAAGUGUAAACCUAAGCGCAGUCGACAUCGAAUUUCUCAAAGAAAACAACAUUUGCCUGGCAAACACGAAGCUUAGAGGAGAACACCAAACCCCACAUAUUUUAGUGGGACUAGACUACUAUCAUGACCUAGUAACUGGUCCUUCUCACAUGGUAAAGACUCCCAGUGGUCUACAUAUCGCGAAAACCGUAUUUGGACCUGCAAUUUACGGAAAAGGAGCUGUUGGUGCAAAGAGCAAAGAAGAUAAUCUAUGCUACGGACUCACUGCUGUACAUGAGAACAGCGAACAAGAGAUUUUGAAAAAAAUGUUCGAACUCGAAGGUCUUAGUAUAUAA